Pocillopora meandrina is the source of this 2652-nucleotide messenger RNA. Lineage: Eukaryota; Metazoa; Cnidaria; Anthozoa; Scleractinia; Pocilloporidae. The record is from the annotation of a GenBank genome assembly.
AUGCAACGUAUUCCAUAUGUUGUUCGUGCUUUCCUCAUCUUCUUCCUUUCUGUCACCGGUGUCAUCGUACUCGCGUUGGCGAGGCAAGUUCAAUGGAAGUUAAUCGGGGUGGGAAUGGUUGCAGUUGGUGCUGGCCUUGGUGGACCGACAAUUUUGUCUUUAACAUCGUUUCAUGGCGAGCUGACAUUAGCUGCGUUCUCAGCGGGAACGGGAGUAGGAUUUGCAAUUGCACCCUUGUAUUAUACAGGUGUGUGUUGAUAUAGUGUUUAGGCUAACCUGUUCGAAAUUCAAACUCUUGGUAUUUUCAAUUUCCUAAUGCUAAAUCCAUUUAAAAUUAGUCUUGAUAUGGUAUUGCCCGCACUUUAUCGAGAAAUUUUAUCACAGUGUUCAGCGCACUGCCACACUAAUGAGAUUAGCAACAAUGCUAUUUACUUUCAUUGCUUUCUUUAAGAUUUUCUUUAUUGUUUUGUAGCCUUGACAACAUGGGCCUGCGUAUCACCAAAGGUUGCUACUCUUAUCAUGGCAGCGAUGAUGGUCCUGAUCUUUGUCUGUUUUUACUUCAUCGACAACUCAGAGACAAAAUGCACCAGUUCUCUAUCGGAUGAUCUUAGUGGAGUGCAUUACUCAGCUCUUGAGACCAAUGGUAUGUUUGGUGUUUAGAGUUCUAAGUCUGAAUAUUUUAUUAAAAUUGUUAUUAUCGAAAAUAAAUUUGAUAAUUACUUUAGGUUGAAGAAAUUUUAAAUGGUGCAGUCGAAUCCUCACAAAAUUGUACUGGUUCUAUUCUGUAGGGCUUUUUCUACUAGACAUAAUUAUUCAGUUUCAACGAGGAAGCAAAUGGUAAUCAAAUUGAUUUCUGACCAAUUAUUAUCCAUACUUGGUGGGUAAAUACCCAAAAUACAGAACAAGCAUUUUUGUGUCCGAUUAAUUGCUAAUUACACGGGAACGGGUAUCGACAAAUUUCAGCCGAGCACUCAGUGACAACCAAUGGAUACUUCAACUUAUUAUAUACUCAACAAAAUAUCGCGUUUCUGAUUGGUCAAUGAUGAAUGCAUAAAUAGGUUAUAGAGUGCAAUAGAGGUUAUAGAGUGCAAUACGGAGAAGUUGCCAUGGAAACACCAGGGAAGCGCCAAAUUUGAACACCAAAUUAUAAAAAAAUCGAGAAUAUAAUAAAUAAAAAAUCGUAUGAACCUGCUCGUGCAUUUCGUGAUUUAUGGUCACUCGUGAUGUUUUGAAAGUUCUCAAAUUGCACUCGCCUACGGCUCGUGCAAUUUUGAGAACUUUCAAAACAUCACUCGUGCCCAUAAAUCACGAAAUGCACUCGCGUUCAUACGAUUUCCUAUACUUAUUUCAUGGAUCAUUGAUCCCGUAACGAACCAUUGGGUUUAUAUUCAAAAUGUAUUUAGGCUCUGAUGUUGUAGUCUUAAGGUUUUCAAGCACAGUACUACCCACCCAAAGGUAACGGUAGCUGAAAAUUAAACAAGGAUGUUAUAAAGAUGUAACUCUCUUUUUAUUCUUUCCUUUCAAAAGAAAAUUUGUGUGACACCUCAAACAAAGAUGAUGAAGAAAAUGAUGAAGGCACCUCUCUUUCUUGGCGGGAAAAAAUGAUGGUCAUUUGUCAGCUGCUGCCUCAUAUGUUACCGUUGUUUAUUACAUGUUUCUCUGAGUACAUUAUCGUUCAAGCCGUCAUUACAACCCUGGCAUUUCCCAGCUCUCCUUUCAAACCUCGUGACCAUUAUGAGUAUUACAUUGUUGUAUUCGUUGUGGGUAAGAUGGCGGGGAGGUCUUACCUUUUAGUGCUGUCCUACAUUAAAAAAGACUGGGGAGAGAAAGCUAAAUUUCCAUAUCUUUGGGUUCUGUGUCUGAUCGAAGUCAUGGAUCUUUUGUUUUUGGUGUUGGCUGCAUGGUACCGUUUUUUACCAAGUGUAUGGAUCGUUUUGCUUCUUGUGUUUGUCUGCGGCUUUAAUGUGGGUGCUUUUUAUGUUAACGUAGUGAUAAUUUUUAGAAAUUGUCUCCAACAAAAGUACAAGGAGUUUGCCAUGGGAUACAUCGACCUACCUUUAACGGGAGGAGUUUUAACAGCCGCCAUGUUGGGCCUGUACAUUGAGCCCCUGUUGCGUGAACAUUGCAUGAUCCUCAUGGAUAACACAGACUUCUGCUUUACAAGAACACAGUCUUAAGAUCGAUUUUCUUCAUAUUGCUUUUUUAAACAUGAUUGAAAUCUCUCCAAGCCUCUGAAGCUAUAUUUAUGGUGCUCUUGUGUAGUUUAGGUAUAAGUCAAUGAAUUCCUUUUGAUCCUCUCUCGAAUAUUUAUGUCUCUACGGUUAUUACAAUGCUAAGUGUUAUAUUUGCUCAAGACUUCUGGCCCUUUUAUCCGCCUAAGGUUCAUAUGCGUGGCUGUAUUCUAAGACUGACGUUUCGAGCUUUGGCCCUUCGUUUAAGCAGAUACAGGCUGUGCGUGGUUUAUACACAGAAAAAAUGGAGCUACACUAUUGUAGAACACGCAUGACAUCUCUCAAUUUAGGCUUUUGUAGUUAGGUUGUGCGUGGUUUAUAUACAAAAAAAAUGUAGGUACACUAUCGGUUGGUACUUGCCAACGUGAAAAACACAAGAAUAAAUUAGCUCAAUGAAAAGGUUAACAUGUCUAGCGACUGG